This is a messenger RNA of Drosophila hydei, 623 nucleotides long. RefSeq lists its product as uncharacterized. The record is from RefSeq and is a predicted model, not a curated record. NCBI's taxonomy places the organism in Eukaryota, Metazoa, Arthropoda, Insecta, Diptera, Drosophilidae. The transcript is spliced from 2 exons. Bases 128 to 604 code for a protein of 158 amino acids.
UAUUGUGAAUCAGGUCUAAUGGACUACACUCAAUAUGCCUGCCAAUGAAGUCGCUUUACUGUCACACAAACAGACAUUCACAUAUAUACUCCAAGAGACUUGAUUUGGAAUUCGUUUUACUAGGGAUAUGGUUAAGCGAGGGGGGAGAAACUCGUUAUACAAUGGCAGCUUGGCCAUCCGUCAGCAGAGUGCGCAAAACUGUUUGAUUGUCCAGUUUUAUGAGCGUGAGAUUGAGACGGAAUCAAAGAUAUUCAACUUGUUGUUUUAUGCCAAAGCUACAAGACGUGAAAGAAAACAUACAGAGAGGACUCGGUCAAUAGAUGCUGAGAUUAUAUUUGGAAGUUGUGAUUGCGGAAACUUGUUUUGCAGCCGGAGAUCAUGGGAUAGGUCUAGAAUCGAUUGGCUAUGGAAACUGGAGCAGCAGCAAUCUCGGCUGAGGCACAUCACCAAAGGAUCUAAACCCUCAACAGAUCUAAUCAGCAAGACAACGUCAAAAGCUUCUCAAAAAAAGAUGAACUACUGGAAUUGGCUCCGGUUCAGUUGUAUUUGUGCAUCCGAUACAGAAAGUUGUGAUUUACCCUGUCAUAUAAGCACUACUGCAUGAGUAUUAUUUCGACAAUCUA